CGGUUGUCGCUGGUCGGGGUGUGUAGCGAGCCGAGUCGAGUCUUGCCUUUCCGUCCCCGUCAGUGAGUUGACGUCUUCCCUGGUCCGGGAUGUUCACCCCGGAGCAGCUUCAAAAAGUAUGGAUGCAGCUGGCCCUACAGGGCAUGGGCGCCAAUUUGGCCGGUCUGCAGGCGCUACAGGCUGCCACCAGUGCCGCGGCGGCUCCACCGGGACUUUUCCCACAUAUUCCUACGGCUAGUAUUCCUGUAUUGAAUCCUGGCUCUCCUACCACUUCGAAUCUCACCGCUGAACAGAUCAUUCAAACAUGUGAUCAGUUGGAGAAAGCCGACGAUGUGGAUCGGUUGGCGAGGUUCUUGUAUAGUCUACCGCCUAGUAUGGCGCAGGAGGUAGUCUCAAAUGAAGUCGUCCUGAAGGCCAGAGCCCUUGUCUGCUUUCAUAUGGGUGAUUUUCGUCAGCUCUACAGCAUCCUGGAAAAUCACAAAUUUACCCAGGGUAGUCACCAAAAGAUGCAGUACAUGUGGCAAGAAGCCCAUUACCGAGAAGCUGAGAAACAACGCGGCAGGCCUCUUGGCCCCGUUGACAAAUAUCGUGUCCGUAAGAAGUACCCGAUGCCAAGAACAAUCUGGGAUGGAGAGCAGAAGACUCACUGCUUCAAGGAACGAACCAGAUCAUUGUUAAGAGAGUGGUAUCUGAAGGAUCCGUAUCCAAAUCCAAGUAAAAAGAAAGAACUAGCAAAUGCCACCGGUCUCACCGCUAUGCAAGUCGGAAACUGGUUCAAAAAUCGUCGCCAAAGGGAUCGCGCGGCUGCCGCCAAGAACAAGCAAAACGUGAUUGGUGUCGAGCUGAAGAAGACCUGUGGUUCGGAUGGCUCUGACAGCGAGGACGAGAAUGAGUUCGAUGACAGCAUGACCGACUCGCCUUCUCCAAUCGACGAGCCGAAGGACCUCUCUCUCCGGCCGUCGUUUACGACCGAUCGCCUUCUGGAGCCUCCUUCAUUCCCAAUGAAUCCGGCCCUGUUCCUCUUCAACCCGGCGUUCCUGCAAAUGCAGCAGCAGCUGGCAGCUGCGCAGUUCCCGAGUUUACCUCUGCCGGUGAGCCGCUCCUCUUCGCCCCCGUCGCAUCCGCCACAAAAACGUAACAAGCUCUCCAUCGAUGAGAUUCUUGACCUUAAGCCAGACCUGAAACCCUGUGCUUCACCUCAUUCUCUCUCUCCCACAUCGUCCACCUCAAAUAAGGAGCUGUCAGCUUCACCCGAGGUGAAACCGAGGGAUUCCGCCGCGGUGGCGUCGUCUACGGCGCCUCCACCUGCGGAACAACCCCCUCAAUUAGUUGUGUAGUGAUGCAUUUUUCUUUUUUUUACAAAAAUUACAGUAAUUUAUGUGUUGUUGAAUUUGUCGUGUGUGAUGAUCCAGGUUCUCUAUAAUAGAAGUAAUAAGAAUUAAUUGCAAGAAUAAUUCCACGUGCUCGAUUGUGAUCCAUGUACAGAAUUUUUGUAAGAUGUCGUCAUUUUUCUUCGUAUUUUUCUUUUGUAAUUCUAACUAUAUACAAUAUUGUGU
Molecule: messenger RNA, 1556 nt
Organism: Cylicocyclus nassatus
Lineage: Eukaryota; Metazoa; Nematoda; Chromadorea; Rhabditida; Strongylidae
Source: the annotation of a GenBank genome assembly